AUGGGAUUAUGCGGAUCCAAACAGAUUGCUCCUGAGUAUACCUUGGAUGUUAUAAAAUAUAAACUAUCCAGCUAUAUUCAGCAGAGUAAAACUGAAAAACUUGCCAAACUGUGGCAAGAUCAAUUAGGAACAAAUAAGCUGAAACAUUUCAAUAAUUUUCAAAUUGACGACCCAAUCAUCAACUUUCAUGGAAAUCAAUUGAAUGCAUUGGUUUACUCUAUUUACCUCUGCAGGUACGAAAUUUGCAAAUUUUUGAUUGAAAGUUGCAAAGCUAAUUUGAAGAUUGCUGAUGACGUCUUCAAAAUGGAAGGAAAAUCUAUCAUUGAACAUUGCUGCGAAACAGGGGAUUUAAAGAUGGUAAAAUAUUUUUUGCCAAUUUACUAUAAUAGGCCAAGCAGCUCAUAUCGAAAAUCUCACGUUUUUAAUAUUCCUACAGUUUCACUUACCAAAAUGAACACCUAUUUAUUUUUUUUAAUUCCAUUUUUAUUUAAUAGAUAAUAAGGUGAUAAGAAGUUAGAGGAAGUGAUUUUGUAGAGAUAACGAAAAAAGAAACCGCCAUACGAAGAGCUUGUAUAAAAGGUAACCUUGAAAUUGUAAAAUAUAUCAAGUAUUACUUUAAAGAAAAUGAUCUUGAGCCUUCCUAUGAUUUUGAUGUUCAUGCAGAAGACGAAAUGAGUGGUGAAAACUGUGCUUUACUAGUCUGUAAAGAAGGGAAUCUGGAAAUUGCCAAGUUUUUGUACCAUGAGUGCAAGGCCGAUUUUUUUAAAUUAAACACAAGAUCAGAAAACGCUAUACAGAUUGCUGUGAUUGGUGCUAAGAAAAGACCAUUCAAAAAGCAUUUAGAAGUCAUAAAGUUUCUCAUAGAAGAAAUAGGAGUUGACGUAACGUACCAAUAUGAAGAAACCCUCCUUUCUGCCUCAGAUCCACGUAUAAUAAAAUAUUUACUCCCCCCCUCCGUGAGUGAACAAAAACCAUUAGAAAAAUCGCUAUUUUUUGCCCAAAAACCCACCCUCCGUGAGUGACAAAAAUUUUUUUAAUAGAAAAUUUUUUUAUGUAAAAAAAUUUUGAUAUAUAAAUGAUAAUUAGUAUAAUGAAAUCUAGAGCUAAUUCUGUUUAAUUUUAAACGAAUUGCUUUUUAGAACAUAAAUUUUAUAAAUUAAAUUAAUAUUUGCUUUCCAAUUUUUGCGAAUUAGGAUUUUUUUUAAAUUUCGACAAAAAAUAUUUUUUUAUAAAAUUUAUAUAUAAAUUUUUUUUAAAAAAAAAAUUAACCCCCCCUCCGUGAGUGAACAAAAUUUUUUUGUUCACUCACGGAGGGGGGGAGUUAGAAGAAAAACUAAAUAGCAAAGGUAUAGUAAGUGCGAGAAAAGACGUCAUAGAGCAGACUUGCAAUUAUUUAAUUAAGCAAAGUCCGCACGACAAUGAGAUACAAGAACUUCUUGACAAGCCUGUUAAACAACUAGAGAUUCUUAAAACUUUGAAAACUGAUAUAUCAGUUAGUUCAAUAUCCAAGAAUAGCUUUGAUUCAGAGGACUUUAGUGAAGUUUCAUUAACUCACCCCUUCUGUAAGUGAACAAAAACCAUUGGAAAAAUCCCUAUUUUUUGCACCCUCUGUGAGCGAACAAAAAUUUUUUAAUAGAAAAAAUUUUUUAUGGAAAAAAAAUUGAUAUAUAAUUGAUAAUUAGUAUAAUGAAAUCUCAAGUUAAUCUGUUUAAUUUUAAAAAAAUUGCGUUUUAAAACAUAAAUUCUAUAAAUUAAAUUAAUAUUUGCUUCCCAAUUUUUGCAAAUUAGAACUUUUUAAAAUUUCGAAAAAAAAUUAACCCCCCUUCUUCAGCGAACAGAAAUUUUUUUUGUUCACACACGGAGGGGGGAGUAAGCAAUUAA
Blepharisma stoltei is the source of this 1881-nucleotide messenger RNA. NCBI's taxonomy places the organism in Eukaryota, Ciliophora, Heterotrichea, Heterotrichida, Blepharismidae. The record is from the annotation of a GenBank genome assembly.